Molecule: messenger RNA, 1802 nt
Organism: Scomber japonicus (chub mackerel)
Lineage: Eukaryota; Metazoa; Chordata; Actinopteri; Scombriformes; Scombridae
Gene: tfdp1a
Product: transcription factor Dp-1, a
Exons: 12
Coding region: 190-1428 (412 amino acids)
Biological process (GO): regulation of transcription by RNA polymerase II; regulation of cell cycle
Cellular component (GO): nucleus; transcription regulator complex
Molecular function (GO): DNA-binding transcription factor activity, RNA polymerase II-specific; RNA polymerase II transcription regulatory region sequence-specific DNA binding
Source: RefSeq, a predicted model, not a curated record
CCGCUAAAGCGAGACACCGCCAAGAUCAGAUUGUGAGACGCGCUGCUGCAGCGAGGCUAGCUGAGAGUGGAUAGAAAAGGCUAACACACAACUUGCUAACUUGUGAAGUGCACCGGGUCUGAAUAGUGACAAGUAGAAGAGAAUUUUCUUUUUUAAACUGAAGCUCAACUCCCCCGGUCCUUUGGGAUCAUGGCUAAAGAUGCUGGUCUGAUUGAAACUAAUGGAGAGCUGAAGGUUUUCAUCGAUCAGAAUCUGAGCCCCAGUAAAGGUGUCCUGUCUUUGGUUACUGUCCAGCCAACAGCUGCCCCUGUGGCCAAACAGCUACUACCCAAAACCCUUGGGCCCUCCAAUGUGAACGUUGCUGCACACAUGCAUGUGCCACACAUGGUAAUUGGAACACCUCAGAGGCCUACGGUAUCCAACACCAUAUUGGUAAACAGUCCACAUACACCCAGUUCCCAGUUCCUCACUCAGAGUCAACCAUCUGAUGCCUCUCCUUGGUCAUCAGGAAAACGUGGUAAGAAAGGGGAAAAGAAUGGGAAGGGCUUGAGGCAUUUCUCCAUGAAAGUGUGUGAGAAAGUCCAGAAGAAAGGAGUAACCACCUACAAUGAAGUGGCAGAUGAACUGGUCGCAGAAUUCAGCUCUACAGACAACCACAUGUCACCCAAUGACUCGCACGUGUAUGACCAGAAGAACAUUCGGCGGCGUGUGUACGAUGCACUUAAUGUGCUCAUGGCCAUGAACAUUAUCUCUAAAGAGAAGAAAGAGAUCAAGUGGAUUGGUCUGCCCACCAACUCAGCACAGGAGUGCCAAAAUCUAGAGGUGGAGAGACAACGGCGACUGGAGAGGAUUAAGCAGAAACAGUCACAGCUUCAGGAACUCAUACUACAGCAAAUAGCUUUUAAGAACCUGGUUCAGCGGAACAGACAGACAGAGCAGCAGGCAAACAGACCUCCGCCUCCCAACUCCAUCAUCCACCUUCCCUUCAUUAUUGUCAACACCAGCAAGAAAACUGUCAUCGACUGCAGCAUUUCCAAUGACAAGUUCGAGUAUUUGUUCAAUUUUGACAGCAUGUUUGAGAUCCAUGAUGACAUCGAGGUUCUGAAACGUAUGGGCAUGGCUUGUGGUUUGGAGGUGGGAAAGUGUUCUCCAGAGGAUCUGAAGGUUGCACGUAGCCUGGUGCCCAAAGCCCUGGAGCCCUACGUUAUAGAGAUGGCAAAGGGUCCCAUAAGUAACGUCUACAUCACUGGAGGAUCCUCUGCUAAUGGAGCACGUUACCCCGCAAGCAGUGAUGGUUGCACCGAUGGCACCAUGGCCUCCAGCUCAAAUGACUCUCACUAUAGUGGGUCUCGCGUGGAGACUCCAGUGUCUUACAUGGGGGAUGAGGAUGACGAGGAUGAGUACGACGAGAACGACGAUGAAGAUUAGCCUGUCUACGCCUCGCCACUCCAACAAGCACAGUCCUUCAAACCACCUUCACCAUGGGAAUUUAGUCCCCCUUUUGUGUGUGCUACUUCAACCUUUUCCCCUGUUUCCCAUGCCUGUAUUUCUGUCUGGCUUUUCUCAGGGGUGUAGAUGAAUAUUGAGAGAACUGGGGUGUAUGUUCCCCCCAGUUUUUUUUUUCUGCUCCUGAAUCACGUGCACCUGCACCGCAGCUCUGGGGGAGGUGUCGUCCAAGGGAACUGUAGUCUGUGGCCUGACCUCAAAGCUGAAGUCUUUGUAUGUCUAAUUCACUUUUCAAUAAGCCAUCCCACUAAAGAAAAAAAACUCUAUAAAACCUACUGCUGUUGGAGAAUGUAUAA